Phytophthora infestans T30-4 is the source of this 590-nucleotide messenger RNA. RefSeq lists its product as uncharacterized. The record is from RefSeq and is a predicted model, not a curated record. Lineage: Eukaryota; Oomycota; Peronosporomycetes; Peronosporales; Peronosporaceae. Bases 24 to 512 code for a protein of 162 amino acids. The transcript has 3 exons.
UGAGAGAGAAGUAGCCAGGAACAAUGUCCACCUUCUUCGAACAAAAGGUCAAGGCUCCAGUCGUCAAGCUGCUCAAGUCUGGCGCCUCGCCCAGCAGUAUCGCGAUGGCCAUGGCCUUUGGCGUUUCAGGAGGAAUCUUCCCCAUUCCAGGCGUCACGACCGUGCCCGUUAUGGUCGCUAUUUUCCUCUUCCGCCUGAACCCUGUGGCUGCUAUGCUCACUAACUAUCUCGUGACACCCCUCAAUAUCGCAGCCGUCCCGGUCUUCAUCUACUACGGCAAUGCGGUCUUCGGAGGAGGCGAAGGAGAAGGAGACUUUGCCAUUGGUAGCUUCAUGGAUGACAUUAAGAAAGACACCAUCGCCACGCUGCUGCAGUUCCGCUUCACACUACUGCAUGCCAUCUACAUGUGGCUGCUCGUCAUGCCUGUCCUCACACUUGUCAUCUACGGCGUGCUGACGCCUGUGCUACGUCGUGUCAUGCCCAAGAGCAAGGACGAGCGCAAACAUGCCUAGAAUGCCCCAGUUUUGCAUGUGAAGAUUCUCUAGUGUCAUCUCGGAAGAACUUUCAAUCAUGCGAUAGCACAACAGUUU